Messenger RNA from Melampsora larici-populina 98AG31, 1260 nucleotides. RefSeq lists its product as uncharacterized. The record is from RefSeq and is a predicted model, not a curated record. NCBI's taxonomy places the organism in Eukaryota, Fungi, Basidiomycota, Pucciniomycetes, Pucciniales, Melampsoraceae. The transcript has 4 exons. Gene Ontology annotation, cellular component: cytosol; COP9 signalosome. Bases 1 to 1260 code for a protein of 419 amino acids.
AUGGAAGUUCGAUUAUCAGAAAUCAGUAAAUUAAAUCAAACAUCUAAAUCAUCAGCCUACAUUGAACUAUUACACACCAUCUUAACCAAAAAAGACCAUCAAACAAUCCAUUCAUUGAAUAUCUUCAUAGGAUCAAUAGUACAAGAUGCAGUAGGAUUAUUAGUCACUAAAACAGUCUUGAAUGAAUUAAUCAAACAUAUCAAAGAAGAAUCUGACCGAGAAUUCAAACGUCAAUUGAUUGAAACGAUCUUAAAUCAAACUGAAUUUUGUAAUAGAGAAAGUAGAUUUGAAGAACAAGUGACUGAUCUGAGAGAAGCUUUAGCUGAUUUAUUAGAAGAAGAAGAAGAUUGGUCUGGUGCUGCUAAAGUUUUACAAGGGAUCCCAUUAACCGGUACAAAUAGGACAGUAUCAGAUGAAUAUCGAUUAAAGAUUUAUAUACGGAUUCUUAGACUUUUACUUGAAGAUGAUGACGCGACAUCAGCUGAAACUUAUCUAUCUAGAGCUAAUUCAUACAUGAAAGAUACAAAAGACGAGCAUACGAUUUUAUCUUUUAAACUUUCACAAGCCAGAAUCUUUGAUGCCAAACGUAAAUUUGAAGAAGCAAGUAAAAAAUAUCAUGAAAUCAGUUUUACACCAAACUUAGCAGAAGAAGAAAGAGAACAAUGUUUAAGUGCAUCAUUGAUUUGUUCAGUUUUAGCACCAGCCGGUCCUUCAAGAUCUUGGUUAUUAACCACUUUGUUUCGUGAUGAAAGAACCUUAAAUUUAAAAGAUCAUAAGAUUUUAUCUAAAAUGUUCUUAGGUCAAAUCAUUAGAGCUGAUGAAUUAGUUGAAUUUGAAAAACGACUUCAACCACAUCAAUUAGCUAGAUUACCUUCGAGUAACUUGAAAAGAAGUCCUGAGACCGUCUUUGACAGAGCAGUCAUGCAACAUAACUUAUUAUCAGCUUCAAAGAUUUAUAAUCAUAUCACUCUGAAAGGUCUUGGAAAUCUUGUGGGUCUUACUGCUGGCGCUGUAGAAUUGAUGGCUAGAACUAUGAUUCAGGAGGGUAGAUUGAAGGCUUCGAUUGAUCAAGUCGAGCGCAUGGUCACUUUUCAGCGCGAACGAAAAGUGGAUGGGGAUGUAGUUGUCAGCAAUGUGGCUGCUGCGGGUGGUGGAAAGGCAGGAGCUGAAGGUGCUGAUGAGAUGUUGGAGAUUGUACCUGCUACUAUCAGAUGGGAUGAGGCAGUGAGUGAUCCUUUGUUUUAUUUGCAUCCAAUCUAG